This is a messenger RNA of Sinocyclocheilus anshuiensis, 3547 nucleotides long. Its product is annotated as serum deprivation-response protein-like. The transcript is spliced from 2 exons. Gene Ontology annotation, molecular function: protein kinase C binding. Gene Ontology annotation, cellular component: caveola; cytoplasm. NCBI's taxonomy places the organism in Eukaryota, Metazoa, Chordata, Actinopteri, Cypriniformes, Cyprinidae. The coding region runs from base 279 to 1694 and encodes 471 amino acids. The record is from RefSeq and is a predicted model, not a curated record.
UCAAUCGCACCAGAGAGGGAGGGCGAGACAGAGAGAGAGAGAGGAAAGAGUGAGUGUGGCUAUCUUCAAAAAGGGGUGGGAACGUUGAACCUGGAAGCUGAAAAGUUCUUCCCAAGCCUAUAAACAAGAAUCAAAGCUGUAAGAACGUGGUGGCACUAAAACCAACUCGGAGGGGAAUCCGGUACAGCAAGACGAGCGCGCUUAAAGGUGAGGAAAGUUAAAGAACGAGACCAUUUUCCUAAGUAAAGUUAUCCGUCAAGACCAAGAGCAGCCUUAGAAUGGGAGAAGAUGCAGUGCAAGCAGAAAGGAGCAGCAUGGCCAGCACACAUGAGAACCAGGAGCUGGUGGUGCCAAGCCCCAGCCCCACUCAAUCUUCACCCACACAUAGCCUCUCACAUCUGGGCACCGUCGCAACCAACGCCCCUAGCGGAGAGCCUAGCAGCCCUGGGCCUCUGGCUGGGGGCACCACAGGCACUCUCCCCAGAGAUGGAGCUUCACCUACAAGUCAAGUGAAUGCCAUCACUGUCUUGACACUUCUAGAUAAGCUGGUGAACAUGCUGGACACGGUGCAAGAGAACCAGCAUAAGAUGGAGACGAGACAGGUCGAGAUAGAGGGGGCGGUGAGAGGCAUCCAGAACGAUAUGACCAAGCUCUCCAAGAGCCACACUUCCACUUCCAACACGGUCAGCAAACUCCUGGAGAAGAGUCGCAAGGUCAGCGUCCACAUGAAGGAGGUCAAGGACAAGAUGGAUAAGCAGGCCGUCCAGGUGAAGAAACUGGAGGCUAAUCACGCUCAGCUGAUCAAGAGAGACAACUUCAAAGUGCUCAUCUUCCAGGAGGAAAAUGAAAUCCCUUCAAGUGUCUUUGUGAAGGAACCUGCACCAUUACUUGAAGUGGAGGAGAAUGCCAACCGUUCUCAAGAGGAGGGCCUUCAGACCAUCACCCUCUCCUCGGAUGAGGAGCAGGGACCAGAAGAGGAUGAAGAUGAAAUUUUGGCCAUUUUGGACCUCGAGAGUGAAAGCAGAGUUGAAAAAUCUCGAGCUGAGAAGAUCAAGAGCUCCAGCCUGAAGAAAGUGGACAGCCUGAAGAAAGCUUUCUCCAGGCAGAAUAUUGAGAAGAAGAUGAACAAGUUCAGCACCAAGAUUGUCUCCCCAGAGCAGCGUGAGAAAAUCAAGAAGAGUCUGACACCAAACCACCAGAAGAACCCUAGUGCCAAGAGCUCCUCUUUCAAGGUCUCUCCUCUCACCUUUAACAUCAAGAAGAACCGCAGUGGGGACGCCGACCCAGAGGCUGAGGCCUCAGCUCAAUCUGAGAGCCCUGUUGCCUCCAUUGAACUGGCCCCCAUUGAGAGCCCAACUGAAGACCUGUCCUUCAGAGAGGUCCACUCCCAACUUGCACCAGCACAGGAGGAAACAGUAAAGGCAGCUGUGGAAGCAAUGGAGAAAGAGGAGGUGCCUAACAUCCUGAAUGGCACAGCUGAGGUUGAGCUGUCCAUCACAGAAGAUGUAAGCGAGGAGUAUGCUCUUUCUGUGACCCUGCCCCAGGACGCCUCCAAGAAAGAAGUGUCCCACAAUGCUUUACAGGGAGACGAUGAAGAGGAAGGAGAGCAGGAAGAGGGAAAAGAAAGUGAAGACAGCCCUCUAGCAGCAGCUGCAGGCCAAGCAGAGGGUGUUGCUGUAGGACAAGCAUCCUAAUGUCCUGACCCUCCAUUCCAGCCCCAGGACACCCUCCUAAGCUGAGAAAACACUCUGUCCCUUAUCAGUGCCAGCCAUCCCCGCCAUGAACCCAGACAUCUGCCCUGUCCUCUAAGAAUACACUUACAAUGCAGUCUAUUCAAAAGGCAAAAUUCAUGAACUAUAUGACAUUUGCUUUAAAAUCCCAUAUCACUUUAGUUAGUCCCUAGUCUUUUAGCAGAAAUGAAUGUGAAAGCAGUCUUAUCUGUCCAUCUAAUCCAACAGUCUGUUACAAACCUUCCACUUGUGAGAAACCAUUCCAGCUGGUAUUACUGCACACUCUAUCUUCCUCUGGUGGUGCCUACCUGUCAGCUGAGAAGGUUGGCAAAGGAAAACAAAUCGCUUACAGCCAAAGGAGUCAACGGUCGCCAAGUGCACUCCAUCUAUCCCAUGGACACUUUUUUUAACAGUAGCCUGGUUUUCAUCCAAUGCAUCUCUUCUGGAACAGCCUGUGCACAGCUGAAAGUGAUAUUGAUUUCACGCAACCUAGAUUAUUUCCAAUCUUGGUCCAAUUCGGUUUUGUUUUUGAGAUUAAACAGCACAUAUCUACUGCCAUGUACUAUGUCUGUGUUGAUCAAAAAUGUGUAAUGUACUCAAUUUUACAUUUUGGUUUUAAUCAAGUCACACUAUGUAUACUGUGAACUCAUUAAUACAGAGACCAAAAGAUGUGAGAAAGCUAGUUGGGAAGUGUUUUGUCCAAAACUAUACUAAAAAUAUAAUUUCUGAAUUCUAGAAUUUUGCUUUGUAGUGGCUAAUAAACAUUUAGACAACCUUUUUCUUUCCUGAGAACACACCAUGCUCACAUACAUUUGCUUUGAAUCAUGAAUGCAGUUUACAUGGGGGAUCCUGGUCUUCCCUGAGCUUCACAUAUGUCUCGGACCAUAGUCAGAAAGCAUUCCUGCUUUUGAUAUACGGCUCUUUUCAGAGACCAUUUCUCAAGCUCCCGUUGGCAUGAUGCUGGCUGAGAAACAGGCACUGUGAGGCCAGUUUAGAUUACAGGCAUAUUUCUGAAAGUGAUGAAGGAUUCGAUCAGCCCAGCUGAAUGCAAAUAAGCCAGAGAAGUGUGGAGAUCUGAAAAAGUACAAAAAAAGUGAAAAUCUGUUUGGAGUGUUGAACUGAAGUUUCGAAAUGUGAGAACUGACUAACACCAAGGGCAAAUACCCAUUUCAUCAUUUUAGAAUAAAUACAAUUUACUGAUAUUUGUGCACACUUUAGCAAAAUUUGUCGCUAUCAUGCAAACCCAGAAAUAAAAUGGUGCUGUUGAGGGACAGUACUGAAAAAUAUUUGAGCAAUGAAAGUACUUUUUCCUGAAAGUUUGGUCCUUAUUAGAAUAUAAAACAUACAAGUAACAUAUGUAUGUCAAAUGUAUUUUUGUGUUUUAAUAGAAAUUUUGUUGCUUUCUGCAAAUAAUUCGAGCAUAUUUUUAAUUUCAGUAUUCCAGUGCUGAACAAAAACUUAAGUGUGUAUCUUUGCUUUGGGUGGAUGUCUUUUUCAGAUGUGAAAAGGGAUGAGGUUUUACGUCUUUAAAAAUAUAACAAAUUUGAACUAAUUUUUGCUUAUGCUUGUAAUCCCUAAUCUUUAUUUGCAUAUCUUUUAAGAAGUUAAUUGCGUCAGUGUCUUCAUAAUAUAUAUGAGAGCUAUAUGUUGUCUUGGUUAUCAUAUUUUAAAACCAUUAUGAUUCAUGCCAAAGAAAAGGCUCAGUUACAGCAGAGACCUCAUAACGUUUCUGUGACACCUGUUUACCAAGUUGUUAUUGAAGCACGCUCUUUUCAAAAUAUUCUUUUAAUGCAAAUAAAUAAAGAUGUUGGACCAUG